AUGAGCUACUAUUCGGACGACGAGGAUCUCGACAUCCACGUCUCGCGCCGCCGCGCUCCCUCGCCCUCACCCGUCCAUUACGUCGAGGCGAGACCAAGACCUCGCAGCUACUAUCCCACCGCCGCCCAGCCCAGUUACUUGACUCCGGAGCGUACCGUUAUAGCCACGCGCACUCGAUCCCGCUCUCGGGAGCGUCGUUCUCCUCCCAGCAGCACUGCACCGACGCAGCCUCCGGCUCCGGUCAUCAUCAACAACCGUAUCUAUAACGAACACUCAUCAGACGAUGAAGACGACCGCCAGCUGCAGUACCGCUCUCACCACCGAUCUCGUUCUCGCCAUUCCACCUCGCACUCCCGCUCGCCGUCUUCCUCCUAUAUGACUCGCGAGGACUACGAGGCUGAGCGUGCUCGUCAUGAGCUCCAGGAGCUGAGGCUUAACGCGGAGCGAGAAAAGGAAGAACAUCGUGUCCAGAUGCGGUACCAAAACGCGGCCGAGCUUCAGCUCGCUAAGCGUGAUCUAGAUGAAAUCCGGAACCGUGAGGCCCGUGCCUCGGAACAGAAACGCUUCAAGACUCAAAUCGAGUUGGAAAAGUAUCAAGAGGACCUCCGAGAGGCCGACGAGGCCAAGGAGCGGGAGAGGGAAGCCGCCGACGCUGUGGAGCGCUACAAGAGGAAGGAGGCUGAGCGAAUCGCUCGAGAAAAGAAAGAAAAGGAAGAUCGCGAAAAGGAGUUCCAGAGGCGCCUCCAGGAGGAGCGCCAGAAAGAACUUGACCGCCUGGCCAAAGAGAAGAAGGAGAGGGAGGAACGCGAUAAAGAGUAUCGGAGGCGCCUCCAGGAAGAUUUGAUCAAGUCGGGUCUGGACGAAAAGGCCAUUGCCGCAAUCCUGAAGAAGGAGAAGAUUCCUCAGCCGCCAAAGCAGAAGCCUGCCCCCGCCCCCGCCCCCGCCCCCGCUCCCAUCCAUAUCCAUGAGCAGCAUAUGCAUGCCCUGGUACCUGCUGAGCGUCCGACCUACACCCGCAUGGCCCGGAAGCAUCUGUCGAUCGAGACGCUAAGGACAUAUCGCGUUGAGUGGGAAUUGGAUACAGAUCCCGAGUACGUGCUGAUUAAGCGAUGGGUUCCUGAGUGGGAACAAGACACCCUGUGGAGGCAUACCAGGGCGCUUCGCGAGAAACGGUCUUCCAAGCUGGUGCUGGAGAUCGAGGACAAGAAGUCUCGUCGUCACGAACCCGAGUUCGAAUGGGUUAGGAAGAAGAGCGACCGCAAGAGGAGCAAGUCCCCAGCAUUGCUCAUGUAUCUUGCGGGAGCGAAGCCAGCCUGA
Molecule: messenger RNA, 1317 nt
Organism: Colletotrichum karsti
Lineage: Eukaryota; Fungi; Ascomycota; Sordariomycetes; Glomerellales; Glomerellaceae
Exons: 2
Coding region: 1-1317 (438 amino acids)
Source: RefSeq, a predicted model, not a curated record